This is a messenger RNA of Myxocyprinus asiaticus (Chinese sucker), 4474 nucleotides long. Its product is annotated as tubby-related protein 1-like. NCBI's taxonomy places the organism in Eukaryota, Metazoa, Chordata, Actinopteri, Cypriniformes, Catostomidae. Bases 88 to 1620 code for a protein of 510 amino acids. Gene Ontology annotation, biological process: protein localization to cilium. Gene Ontology annotation, cellular component: cilium. The record is from RefSeq and is a predicted model, not a curated record. The transcript has 13 exons. Gene Ontology annotation, molecular function: actin filament binding.
CUUCAGUGUCAGGCCUCUGUGGCUUUGUAUAUCUUAGCAUAGCAGCUCAUACAUCAUUUAGUUGAAGCUACAGUUUAAAAAUAAGACAUGUCUUCUGAAAAGAAGCCCAAAAAGAAGAAGCCAGAGUCUUCUACAGCAGAGACCAAUGGAACCGAAGCCAAACCUAAAAAGACAAAGUGUAAGAAGAAUGGAGAGUUAUUGGCCGAGAGCAGCCCAGCCAUUCAAAAUGGAGAGAAAGUGAAGAAGAAGAAAGUAGAGAAAGAGAAGGAAUCACCAGAGAAGGAGAAAGAACCCAAAAAGAAAGCUAAAAGCGCUCCAAAGAAAAAGAAGAGCUCUACAGAAGAUGAUGAUGAUGAAGAGGAUGAUGGGGAAAGCACGCCUCAGAAGAAGACGAAAAAAAAGACUUCAAAGGAAACUUCUGAUGGAAAAGAAAAAGAAAGAGAUAAAGAAAAGGACAAAGACAAAAAGUCCAAAUCUAAAGAUGUUAAAGAGGACACAGACAGUAAAUUAAAAUCCAAAGGCAAGAAGAAGGAACCAGCCUCUAUGUUUCAGAUAAAUGGAGACAAGCCUGAAACCAAAAGUAAAAAGAAAGCUGCCAAAUCAAAGAGUGAAGACGAGAGCGAACCAGAAACCAAAAGCAGCAAGACAAAGAAGAAAAGCAGCUCAAACCCAGCGUCCAUGUUCCAGACCGGAGGAGACAAAGACAAGGACAAGGACAAAAAGACCAAAAAGUCCAAAAGUCCUGCUAAAACAGAAGAGAGUGAAGAAUCAGAUUCAGAAGUGACACAGAAGAAGAAAAAGGGAAAAGGGAAAAAAGGCAAGAAGGAGGAAAGGGCACCUUCUCCCAUCAUCGAGUUUGACAAUCUGGAGGAGUUUGUACUUCAACCUGCUCAACAAGGUGUCACUGUAAAGUGUAAAGUGACCCGUGACAAGAGAGGAAUGGACAAAGGCCUUUAUCCAACAUACUACCUGCACCUGGACAAUGAGAAAAAAGUGUUUUUGUUAGCGGGGAGGAAGAGGAAGAAAAGCACAACCUCAAACUACCUGAUCUCCAUCGACCCAACUGACCUCUCGAGAGGAGGAGAAAACUUUAUCGGGAAGUUGAGGUCCAAUCUGAUGGGAACUAAAUUCACAGUGUUUGAUAAUGCACUACAUCCGGACAGAGCACUCCCUGACAUGUCCAACGCACGACAGGAAUUAGCGGCCAUUAUUUAUGAAACCAAUGUUUUGGGCAUGAAAGGACCGAGAAGAAUGAUUAUAGUUAUCCCCGGCAUGAACAAAGACGGUGAACGAGUGCCCAUACGGCCACGUAGUGACAAUGAUGGUCUCCUCAUGAGACAUCAAAACAGAAAUAUGGAGAACUUGAUAGAGCUGCGCAAUAAGACGCCAGUGUGGAACGAAGAGACGGCGUCACACGUGUUAAACUUCAACGGCAGAGUGACACAGGCCUCCAUCAAAAACUUCCAGAUUGUCCAUAACAAAGACCAGGACUACAUUGUGAUGCAGUUUGGGAGAAUUGCCGAUGACGCCUUUACUCUGGAUUAUAAUUAUCCUCUGUGUGCCGUACAGGCGUUUGCCAUCGCGCUUUCCAGCUUUGACGGCAAAAUCGCCUGCGAGUAAAAGAACCAAGACUUUCUUUUUGACCUGAUAUCUUUUUGUGAUUUUGUCACAUGCAACAAAUGGGAAACAUUGUCACUCAGCAUCAGCUCCAUGUAAUACACUACAAAACGACCAAAACUCAUGAACCUGAAAAUGAUAUUAUAGCCUCUGGGGUUACAUGAUUUUACAUGCCGUACAGAGACCUGCUGAGGUUCUAGACCGUCCUGAGUGGUUCUGUUCUCUCAAAAAUUGUGUAAAAUGUGCUAAAAUCAAAUAAUGGGUGGAGGAAGGAUAAUGUGUGUUGUUGUUUGAUUUGAGAGUGUGAAAGAUGACAAUGACCCCUGGUGGAGAGGAGGUCACAUUACACUCGGUAUGUGCUUGAUCGGGACUUCAGUAAGAGCUCAAGCCAGAGAAAAGUUUAUGGUUGAAUGUUGUCACCAGAAAUUGUGUAAUUUUAUGUUUAGAUGAUCUAUACAGUGUAAUGAAACGUAAUGUAUUUUAGUAUGGUCUGCUUUAUGUUUCAAACCAGAAAUCAGCGUUAUUACCAUAGCACAGGGGUUGCAAGAUAGUUUCAUACGGCCCCUCAAGUGUUAAUAAUUUGUGGAAGAAUGCUUGUAAGAGAGCGAGUGAGAGAGAAACAGAUUGUGUGUUGUGUUCUCAAAGCUUCAGAUUACAGCAAGGUCUAGAUUUAUCAAAGCAGAUAGUAAAAUUCAGAUUUUUGUGCAUGCAGUAUCACUUGCAUGGAGUAUGUCAAACAUCUCAACCACUCAUGCCGUUUCUUGCUUACUCAAGCAAAAAUGACUUGUAAAUCUCUUUUACAGAUGCAUAAUAAGUGUCAUUACAAAAAAUUUCCACAUCAAGAUGUAUAUGGGUGAUUCUUACGAAGCCUGUCAAGAAAAUGUCCUGGCCAUAUUUAACCCCAGUUCAACACAAAAAAAUAUGAAAUUAUAUUUUGCAUAAAGAAAAUGAAGCCUACUUUCUUAAGCAGAUUUUACUGCCGAAUUCUCAUUAAUGUAAUGUGUCCGAACGUUUUAAGUUUUCCUAUUGUUUUCAAUGAUGAUUCUCAUUACCAUAACUCCAUCAUUUAUUAUUGUUUUAGAGUAAAAAGCAUACUUUUGCACGAUUAUCUUUUAUUAAAAUCUGCAAAUAUGAAAGGCAGUGCCAAGGGAGGACUACUGAACUAUAAUGUUUAAAUGCAAUACAAUUUAAAUACCAUACAGUUUAUUUUUUUACGUUGCGGUAAGGAGAAUAGCAUAUUAACCCUUUAAGCUCUGAAGGUGUUUUUAAAGAUUUCCUGUUUCAGUAGCAUGCCCAAAACUAAAGGCUUCUAAAUUAUAAGUCUCUCAGCCUGCUGAAAAAAACAAAAAUAUUUGAGCCAAAAAGACACUUUUUUUCUUAUUAUUUUUAUGAUUUGACAUUAUAUAUCUCAGGGUGUAAAUAAAGUAGUAUCGAAAAACUGCUGUUGUUUUGUUACCAAUGAUGCCACCCAUAACUCUGUAAAAUUUUGUGUUGAUACAACAAAGUAAUUAAAAUGUAUAGCAUUACAAAAUAAUUUAUCCUAGUGUCCAAACACGACUCCAAGUGCCCAAAAGCCUCUCCAAAUAAAUAAAACAUAAUAAUUGUACAUAAGAACGAAUUACACAUGCAAAUACAACAAUGACUAAAGGUCUGCUCUCUCUCCAAAGAAUGCAGGCAUGAGUAACGAGAUCUCAUUCAGUUCCAUUCUGUGUCAUAUGAGCCAUCAUCGAGUCUGUGUCAUGUACUAUAUGUAGGCUAUAUGUGGCUAUAUGUAAUUAGAGUGAAAAAUCCUCUCUGCCCAUAUUUGGAUGACUUCCAUCUCUGGUUGCAGCAAUCUGAAUCCUAAUAUGAUUGGUUUAGCAUUCCAUGAUGCUGGACAACGUACUACAUCAUUUCCGAUGAAGUUACCUGAUCAAGGAAAGCUAACAUGUUUUUAGCCAGAUAGCACAUUAUGUGCUGUGUGCACAUUGUGUAUUAUCUAAUAAUCUCUGCAUCCAAUUACGUCCUGUGUGGGCUCGUUUUAACGGGAAUCCCCUCCUCUAAGUAAUGGUAUGUGAUAUUGUACAUUAUGUUUAUUAUUCUUGAAGUUGCAAAAACAUGGCUUAUAAGCAACACGUUUACUUGUAACAUGUAUGUCAAAGACAUAUACUUAGCUAUUACUUGUUACAUUUUUGUCUUUGAGUAAAACAAAUAGUCCGGUUGUAUUCUACUCUUUGAGAGCUUUCCAACAACAUUCAGUGAUUACAACAAUAUGUACAGUGCAAAAUUAUUAAUAAAUUAUCAAAACGGAACACCUCUGAUUUGUCUGCAAAUUUCAAAGCACUUGUUCCAUUUUGUUCAUAAUGCCUACAUGCAUUGUAAAGUAGAGCUUCUAAGCUUUUAAAUGGAUUUUGUGUUGGUUAAGACUCUAGUUAUUGAUAUUUUGAUCAAUAUUAUUUUCUCGCUGGCACUGCGGUGAGAAUUGGGAGGUAAAAUCUGCCGUAACUGUCACAAAAAUAAUGCAACAAUGUAAAAAAAAAAACUGUAUGGCCCUAAAACUAUGCUUUAUUUUCUAUUUACAAAAUAUAAUUUAUUAUUUGUUUAUUUUAAAUUUGGAUUAAAAUAGGACCAGGACAUUUUCUUGACAACACUGAUGACAAAGUGAAUGCAUUUAUUUUUUUUUAUCAAGCAUUUGGUGUAUAAUUGUUUUGUUUGUCCUUUUAUAUGUCAUUGUAGUUUUCAUGUAACACAGAUUACUUGUAUAACAUACAAUAAAAUGUAUUUGAUGUAAACCCAUAAUUGUCUUAUGGCAUGGAAACAUAAAUCCAGUAUAGGCAUAUUUCCCUCCAUUUUCAUCUAUUUGAAUGUAAAUGUAGAA